Messenger RNA from Parnassius apollo (apollo), 348 nucleotides. NCBI's taxonomy places the organism in Eukaryota, Metazoa, Arthropoda, Insecta, Lepidoptera, Papilionidae. The record is from the annotation of a GenBank genome assembly.
AUGGCAGCAGUGGCAAAAAUUGCAAUCGUUAUUUUACUUAUAUAUUUAAUUGAGUCCUCAUAUGCUGCAUCUGUUGACCAAGAUGCUGGAGAAGAAAAUAAGCCUAAUAACGUUAACACUAAAGCUACUCAAUCUGGGGACUUAAUUGAAUUUAUUGAGAAAAUAAAGACUAAAAUAAGAGAAACAACUAGCAAAUUCCCAAGUGUUGAUCAAGAUGCUACAAGAGAGGAUAAGCCUAAUGAUGAUGACACCAAAGCUGCUGGCUCUUUCGACUUUCUUGGAUUUAUUAAGAAAAUGGAGACCAAAAUAAAAGAAGUCACUAGCAAAUUUUCUAGCAAAACUAAAUAA